Molecule: messenger RNA, 603 nt
Organism: Prunus avium (sweet cherry)
Lineage: Eukaryota; Viridiplantae; Streptophyta; Magnoliopsida; Rosales; Rosaceae
Source: RefSeq, a predicted model, not a curated record
AGGGAAAUAGUGGUAUUCUAAGCGUGUAAAAAUUUCUCUCUCCGCCCUUUUUAUCACUAUUUAUACCCCCAUCCUAGUUCUCCUACAAACAUCAUCUGCCUUCCUAUAGUUCUUCGACUUUUCUACUACAUUAAUUCCUCUUGGUAUUCCACCUGCUGCUUACAAUCAAUGGCUCUCAAGGCGUUCCUCCUCCUCUUCGUCACCAUUCUCCUAGUUACUACAAUGGUUUCGUCUCAGGACAAUCCUGAAGAGGAACUCAAGGCAAAGAGUAGACCAACGAAGCCAAAAGCCAAGACACCAUCAAAAGGCAGGUCACCACUAUACCCAAAAUAUGGCAGGGGAGGCAAGACCAACCCAUUCCCCAAGUCGCAGCCUUCACCGGCACUGGACGAGCCUUAUCCUCCAUUUGACGAGAUUCCAGGCGAUGAGCUAACUCCACCACCUCCAGUAGCUAAUAAGCUAAAUAAAUCAGUCUCGUCGAUUGAGAAUUGACCAAUGAAUGUUAGCCAGAACUGAGUAUAAGUAUAUAUGAGAAAGACAAUAAAGUAUAUGUACUAAGACUCUUAUUAUAAUUCAAUAAUAUCCAUCUAUUUAAUUGCUCAA